Balaenoptera musculus (blue whale) is the source of this 2395-nucleotide messenger RNA. It is a transcript of the gene RGS7BP, whose product is annotated as regulator of G protein signaling 7 binding protein. The record is from RefSeq and is a predicted model, not a curated record. Gene Ontology annotation, biological process: G protein-coupled receptor signaling pathway. Lineage: Eukaryota; Metazoa; Chordata; Mammalia; Artiodactyla; Balaenopteridae. Gene Ontology annotation, cellular component: nucleus; neuron projection; postsynapse. Bases 693 to 1466 code for a protein of 257 amino acids. The transcript has 6 exons.
UUAGUAUUCCUGUCCUAUCAAUGUGCGGGGCCGCGAACAACGUCAGCCGGACCGAUUCCCUGCGUCUGCCGGUCCCGCCACGGAUUCAUUAGGGAUCCUCAAACAGAUGAGCCCCGUGGAGACGAGGAAUCAAGACAACGGAUUAGAGCCAAUUGCCUGCUUCGGGGACUGCCAGCCUUUCCAGGCCUGGUGACGGGGGAGGGAGGAGAUAGACGAACGGAGCGCCGCUGCGGGAAGACACCCGAAGCUAGAGCGACAAUCUCCCCCUGACCGCCCUCCCCUCCACCUGGCAGCGCAGGCUUUGAAAGCUGCUCACCCAUCUGAAUGGAAACUAGGAACCGCCGGGCGGCGUGUUCCUUCUUGCCCAGCCUCGCGAUCCAUGCCGAGGGGAAGGCAGUGCGAGCCCGCGCCAGCGUCCAGCUCCCGGGACAGGGCCGGCAGUGCUGCUGAGCGGAACUUGACCGAGCUCCUUCCUCGCUGCUAGUGGAAGCGAUGCUGCACGGCACAGCCAGCGCUUCCCCGGCUCUCCUUCAAGCUGAAGGUUACCCACCCGCGCAGCCAGUCCCAAGCCUGUGAGCGCCGCGCCUCGGGUCCCGGCUCCGGCUGCUUGGCGGCGGCGCGCAGGGCAACUACCUGGCCGCCCGCGCCGGGGCGCACUGCACCAGCGGCUUCGGCUUGGUGGAUGUGUAUGCAUGAGUUCUGCACCGAAUGGGCGCAAAAAGCGCCCCAGCCGGUCCACCCGCUCCUCAAUCUUCCAGAUCAGCAAGCCCCCGCUGCAGAGCCGGGAUUGGGAGCGCAGGGGCAGCGGCUCCGAGAGCGCCCACAAGACCCAACGAGCCCUGGACGAUUGCAAGAUGCUUGUCCAAGAGUUCAACACGCAAGUGGCCCUGUACCGAGAACUGGUCAUUUCUAUCGGGGACGUCUCUGUCAGCUGCCCCUCACUCAGGGCGGAAAUGCACAAGACAAGAACCAAAGGCUGUGAAAUGGCCCGCCAGGCACACCAAAAACUUGCUGCCAUCUCAGGCCCAGAAGAUGGUGAGAUCCAUCCAGAAAUCUGUCGGCUCUACAUCCAGCUGCAAUGCUGCUUAGAAAUGUACACAACAGAGAUGCUAAAAUCCAUGUGUCUGCUGGGGUCUCUUCAAUUUCAUCGAAAAGGAAAGGAGCCUGGAGGGGGAACCAAGAGUUUGGAUUGCAAAAUUGACGAGUGUGCUGAAACACCUGCUCUAGAGGACUCCUCAUCAUCCCCUGUAGAUAUUCAGCAACAUUCCUGGCAGGUUUCCACAGACAUUGAGAACACUGAAAGAGACAUGCGAGAAAUGAAAAACCUUUUAAGCAAACUCAGGGAAACUAUGCCUUUACCAUUGAAAAAUCAAGAUGACAGCAGCCUUCUAAAUCUAACUCCCUACCCCCUGGUUAGAAGACGGAAGAGAAGGUUCUUUGGGCUGUGCUGUCUCGUCUCAAGCUAGGUGAUUCCUCCUGGAAACCACCACUAGGAAGACCUGAAAAUAUCACUGAACCCGAGGACCUCCAGACAGCUGAACCACAGUUAUUGGUUUUUGACUAUGUUUUCUAUGCUUCCUUAUUACUUUUAUCCACCUCCCGCUGCCCUUUGAAAUGAUUUUACAUUUGAAAGCAGCUGCUGUCAAGAAGAAAAAAAAAAGACAGAUUCGAAAAGCAGGCUGUUUUUAAAAGGAUUUUUAAAGCUGACAUUGUGCAUGUCUGCUCCAAACCACACCAUGACAGAUGCAAGAAUUAUGAUUUUUAAAUUAUUUAAAGGUUUUUUAAGUAUUACACAGAGAAAAAUUAUUUCGUGUAUAAUAGUAUAUCUAUAGCUCUUGCUGAUCUCAUGUCAACAAAUGAUCACAUAUGAGAGUCUUUAAAUAUAGAAAUCUAUUUAAAACUGCAAAACUGUUCAAAAUCCAACCAAUAUUAGGAAUAAUAUUAUAAUCAAACGUACACCACCUCAACCUAUUGCUUUCUCUGCACUCAUUUACGUUUAGUCUUCCACUCUGUCAGAACCUAAGAGCUUCAACGUAAAAAUAUCUUAAUUUAUAAUGCAACAAAAACCAUAUAUGAAAAGUAUUUAAAUUUUGUAAAUACACAAUAAUCCUAAUAACUGCCUACAAUGCAUAUGGGCAACUAAUUUCCUUUCGAUCCAAUGGUGUCUUUUUCAGCUUCUUGGAGAAUGAAGUAAUCCAGUUAGGAAAUGGUGUAGUAACAUAUACAAUUACCCUCAAAUGUAAAAUUGAGUAUUAUCAUAUUUUGUUCUAAUUGAAAUCUGAAGCAUGAUGUCUGCACAUCAGCAUAGUGUUAAAUCUUAUAGGGCAUGCUGGAAUUAGCUCAGAUCGUAAAAAUACUUAACAUUUUACAUUGUUAAUAAAAUGUUUUUAGUUAA